GUGUCAUUGCUCGGACUGAUGUGAUGGGUUUGGGAUCGAGAAGGGAUCGGGAUUCAGAUCGAGUUUGGGGACAGGGCUGUCGACGAUGAAGGAAGGGUUACCCUCAUCAUAUUUCAGGACAGAAAGAAAGGAAAGACGCUUUCUCGAAUCGUAAUUACGAAACAACAUGGAAAAAGGCUGCAUCGAACUGGGGCGGACUGGGAAGCAUGGGAAUGGCGGCAUUUGCAUACCCCUUUGGCGUUUUUUUGUCGGUUUCUUGAAUUCUAUGUUGCUCUUACACACCCUUUUUUCCUGCUGCGUGGGGGGUUUUUGCUUUUCAAAUGUGCCGCGAGGGUUUGAUGCAAGAAGGAUGAUAUCCGGUGUGUUUUGCGCUUUGAGAAUUGAGCGGGGGAGUUGGCGGCUUGCGCUGAAUUUUCAGCCGGGGGGGGUUUUUUUUUUGCUCGUCUACUGUUGUUGUUGUUGUUGGAGGAGGGAUGAGAGGCGGGGUGUAAAAUAGAGUAGAGAAUGAAAUCACCUAAUUCGAGAUUACUAGUUUCUUGUGCGUGGGAUGUGAGAUGGUCAUCAGGGUUAUCAUACUGUGAGUUCGUCGCUCGCGGUUCUCUAUCUUCUAAAGUGACGGGGGUUGGAACUUGUCCUCUCACCUCACCG
Messenger RNA from Hyaloscypha bicolor E, 648 nucleotides. RefSeq lists its product as uncharacterized. The transcript is spliced from 2 exons. Bases 167 to 496 code for a protein of 109 amino acids. NCBI's taxonomy places the organism in Eukaryota, Fungi, Ascomycota, Leotiomycetes, Helotiales, Hyaloscyphaceae. The record is from RefSeq and is a predicted model, not a curated record.